CGUCCGGAAAAACUAGAUCCCAAGCCGGCAAAUGGAGUCAAGACGAAGCCGGCGAAUAUCGACUGUCCAGAUUCGCCGUUGUCUUCAAACCAACGGCCUAGAUUCUACCAAGUCGUAAAAACGUUCUAUAAAAACAUACCGUGCUAAACGCCUUGCUGUUUCUAUGUUCCGUAUCGAAAACUUGCAGUCUGUCAUAACACACAAUGAACACCGUGUCGUUUCUCGAAUCCUCGGUUAUUAGGCUCUGAUGAUAUAUCGGGCUCAUAAACAUAACGGCCCAGUUUCUCAUAAGUUAUAGAAAGGCUUUAGAUACAAAGCAAAGCAAACAUUUUCUUUUUCGUCGACGGAUAACAAACUCGCCGGAAAGACUCGGGAGAGAGAGCGAACGACGGUGGUCCGUUAUCAAAGUGGGCGGGAAGGUUUGUUGAAGAUGAUCGGCCGUCGUGCUGGAAUGAAUCGAGUUGUUAUGAGGAGGGAUGACUCCUUUCUGACUCGUUUUGUUGACUCAGUAUUCUAUUUCUUCCGAUUGGCUGAGUUUGAGAUCCUGUUUGUUCUGUUCAUCUUAAUAACCUACGUCAUCUUCAAAGAUCUGACGGCGAGGCCGGAGUACAAUCGGAUUCUUGUGGAUAAACCCGGUGGAUCUGACGUCUGGCCGUUCUAAAAAUGAAGAAAAAAUAGGAAUUUUGUUUUGAAUGGUUAGUACUACUCUUGUUACUGUAAAACGGUGUGAGCUUGUACACGGCAAUGAACAGCUUAUCUUUCUUCUCUUGUACAUGUCUUUGUUCAAUUGGUCAGUGUAAUUCUCCUUCCAUAGUUAUAAUGCAUCGUUUUCGUCAAA
Molecule: messenger RNA, 838 nt
Organism: Eutrema salsugineum
Lineage: Eukaryota; Viridiplantae; Streptophyta; Magnoliopsida; Brassicales; Brassicaceae
Exons: 2
Coding region: 431-661 (76 amino acids)
Source: RefSeq, a predicted model, not a curated record